CAAGCUUCAAGAAGACUAGCAAAAGGACGCAGAUGGAUGCCUGACUGUCAGUCCAGCCAUUAAUCCAUAAAAUACAACCCUGCUGCUUAGAUCGCAAGAUGCAAGACCUGCUGUCAGAAGCCGGCCCUGAUUUCCCUGAGGCUGAGGAGGCUCCAUCGGACGCCAGGCAGGGGCUGCCCCCCAGCGGGUUCAAACAGGAGGGUGAUGGAGAUGCUGGAAGGCAACCGCCCAGGCGUCCUCAUCCAUCUCUUCUUUCCGGGGGAGCAGAAGAAGAUUCGGGAGGAGGGGAUCAGGUGACCUUUGAGGAAGUGGCCGUGCAUUUCACGGAGGAAGAGUGGGCGCUGCUGGAUCCGGCCCAAAGAGCCCUGCACAGAGAAGUCAUGGAGGAGAAUGCUGCAAAUCUGGCCUUUCUGGCUUCAGGACUAAGAUGGUUCAAAGCAAAGAGCUUCAGCACGAGUGGAGAACUUAAUAAACACCAUAGAACUCACACUGGGGAGAAGCCAUAUAAGUGCUUGGAGUGUGGAAAAAGCUUCAACCAGAGUGGACAGCUUAAUGUACACCACAGAACCCACACUGGGGAGAAACCAUAUAAAUGCUUGGAGUGUGGAAAAAGCUUCAACCAGAGUGGACAUCUUAAUAAACACCAUAGAACCCACACUGGGGAGAAACCUCAUAAAUGCUUGGAGUGUGGAAAGAGCUUCAGCCAGAGUGGACAUCUUAAUAAACACCAUAGAAUUCACACUGGGGAGAAACCAUUUGAAUGCUUGGAGUGUGGAAAGAGCUUCAGCACGAGGGGCAAUCUUACUUUACAUCUCAGAACCCACACUGGGGAGAAACCACAUAAAUGCUUGGAGUGUGGAAAGAGCUUCAGCCAGAGUGGAGAUCUUAAUGUACACCUCAGAACCCACACUGGGGAGAAACCACAUAAAUGCUUGGAGUGUGGAAAGAGCUUCACCACGAGGGGAAACCUUACUUUCCACCAUAGAACCCAUACUGGGGAGAAACCACAUAAAUGCUUGGAGUGUGGAAAGAGCUUCAGCCAAAGCGGAGAUCUUAAAGUACACCAUAGAACUCACACAGGGGAGAAACCGCAUAAAUGUUUGGAGUGUGGAAAGAGCUUCAGCACAAGUGGACAGCUUUCUUUACACCGUAGAACCCACACAGGGGAGAAACCAUAUAAAUGCUUGGAGUGUAAAAAGAACUUCAGCACGAGUGGACAGCUUUCUUUACAUCGUAGAACCCACACAGGGGAGAAACCAUAUAAAUGCUUGGAGUGUGGAAAAAGCUUCAGCAAGAGAAGAUACCAUAAUAUACACCGUAGGACCCACACUGGGGAGAAACCAUAUGAAUGCUUGGAGUGUGGAAGAAGAUUCAGCCAGAGGGGAGAUCUUGUUAUGCACCAUAGAACCCACACUGGAGAGAAACCAUAUACGUGCUUGGAGUGUGGAAAGAGCUUCAGCCAGAGUGGAGAUCUUACUAGACACCAUAGAACCCACACUGGGGAGAAACCAUAUAAAUGCUUGGAGUGUGGAAAGAGCUUCAGCCGUAAUGGACAUCUUACUAUACACCGUAGAGAACACACUGGAGAGAAACCAUAUCACUGCUUGGAGUGCGGAAAGAGCUUCCGCCAGAGUAGACAGCUUAAUGAACACCAUAGAAUCCACUCUGGGGAGCAACCGCAUGAAUGCUUGGAGUGUGAAAAGAGUUUCAGGAGGAAUUCAGACCUUACCACAGAUGCACAAACUCAUUCAGCGUAACCGAAACUGAAACUGCAGAGAAACCUGAGAAUCUUACUCACUCUGUGAAAUACCCUUGCUUUUACCCUUGUUUCUGAGGGAUUUGAUGGUCCUCCUUGUGUUUCUGGUGGUUCUGUGUUACAAAGAAGUCUACCUAAUUGGUUCCAACUGAUUCAUGACAAUUCGUGUUUCACAGCAUGCUCUUUCUUUUCCUUGACUCUGAACACAUUUCUGUGUUGGUCGGUGUAGACAAUACUGAGCGGGAUGGACCAAUGUUUUGUCUAUAUUUGGGAACUCCAUAUGUUCAUCCAGAGUCUCCACCACGGCUCGGGGGAAGCUCCUGCUUUGCAGGCCGAUGGCCACAGGGUCAAGCCCUGGCAGCAUCUCCAGCUGCUGGGAAAGACGCCUGCCCAUCAUCUUGGAGAGUCACUGCCAGCCAGUGUAGACCACCGUUGGAUAAUUUUGCCCCUCCUGCAGAUGUUGGAUACAACUCCCAUCAUCCUCUGACUAUUGGCUACUGUGGCUGGGAAUGAUGGGAGUUGUUGUCCAAAAACAGCUGGAGGGCUUAAGUUGAGCAGGGCUGUCCUAGAGCAAGGAGCGAAGCAGGAGCUCUGCCACUGAGCCCCAUCCUUAGGAACAUAGAAAGGAGUAGGAGGCUUGCAUUCCUUACCUACCUACCUACCUACGUACCCAUACACGCAUAUGCCACAUGUAAUCACAUUCUUUCAACCCUUUAUAAGGUUUUAUAAGGCUCCUCUGCAUGGGUUCAUAUAUAUCAGUUUGGUUGGGAUCUGUUUGAGCAUUCUACAGGCUUGUUCCAGUGUUUCCGCUAACAGGGAUUCCCAGGUCUUAUUGACUACAACUCCCAUAAUCCCUAAGCAAAGGCUGUUGCAGCUGGAGAAUGCUGGGAACUGUAGUCAAGAACAUCCGGGCACCCCAGUUAGAGGGAACGUUGAGCUGUUCUUUUUGAAAAUUGCUAUUCUGCGCGAAUUGCUGCGCUGUCCGAAUUCUUGGCAGGACAGAGCAAGAUGGAGCUGGCUUUAGGUCAGAUACCUGGUCAGAUACAUGGGGCAUUGGGACAUGAAUGCAAAUUAGAUGGCUUAUUUUCUAACAAACAAAUCACAAGAACACAGAAGGGGCUUUUCCUGCUUAGUGUUGGCCAUUAGGUAAGGGCAAAUAACCAUGAUAUCAUAGAACCCAAAUAUACAAGUGAUGUAAGCAAGCUAUGUAAGCCAGCAAUUAAUAAAAUCUUAUUACAGCUUA
Hemicordylus capensis (graceful crag lizard) is the source of this 2999-nucleotide messenger RNA. RefSeq names its product zinc finger protein ZFP2-like. Lineage: Eukaryota; Metazoa; Chordata; Lepidosauria; Squamata; Cordylidae. The record is from RefSeq and is a predicted model, not a curated record. Gene Ontology annotation, cellular component: nucleus. Gene Ontology annotation, molecular function: DNA-binding transcription factor activity, RNA polymerase II-specific; RNA polymerase II cis-regulatory region sequence-specific DNA binding. The coding region runs from base 99 to 1757 and encodes 552 amino acids. Gene Ontology annotation, biological process: central nervous system development; regulation of transcription by RNA polymerase II. The transcript is spliced from 5 exons.